GUGUUAUCGCCAAGACGGCCUACAAUUUCUUCCACUCAGUUUGUCGCCAAUCUGUCUACAGUAUCUGGCACGAGUCGGGUUGAUGGCGAACCGACCAAUUACGCUCCUGAUGAUCUAGUGCCAGGUCCAAGCAUGUUAAAACGGAUUGUGUCGGAGUUAGGAAACGUUGGCACAACAUUCAUUUUACCGCUGGCUGAUACGGAGGCUAUGCAACAAUUGGCGCGACCACUACGGUCCUUAGUAAGUAUUGGUGUGAAGCCUGAAUUUGUAAUUGAUGCAUGUACAAAGAAUCCUGACUUGUUUCGCAAUCUGACAACAAAAGGAGACGAUGCUUGGCAAAUUCUAAAUGUGCUUGUGGAUUCUUGUGGAAUGACGUAUGAGGACUCGCUGAGGAUGUUCGCCAGCUACGGAGAUGAUCUGCUCGUAUGCUCGCCAAUUGGUGUUCAGUCCCGAUUGGAUGUGCUGGUGGCAAGUGGUAUACCGGCAGGAAGAAGCUGUGGGCGAAUUGUUCGUAGGUGUCCGGCAAUACUUUUUGCCCGAGAUCCAAAGGAGAUGACCAGUGUAGCAGAGGCUCUGUGUGGAUUCUUCUCGAGGAAGGAGGUUUCCGCUAUCAUUCAAGCAGUACCUGAGGUGUUGUUAAAAAAUAUUGAAGAACUGGAGGAAAAGUAUGAAUACAUCUUCUUUCAGUCUAUUUAUGCUACAUUGACCGCGAACCAGCUGCCAUUACGCGAUGUGGUGCCGUCGACGCCGUGCAGCGCCGUCUCUGCCACCGUCGAUCCCGCAAUGGCAAUGGGAAGUCGAUUGUCAGCGGAUGUGGCCACGUUGGUUGAUCGAGCGAUGUCCAUCGAUGAGCACUUGCAGUCGAUGCCAAUGCCGUUGACAGGCUGGAACGAUCAUCAGUUUCGAUCGCAAGAC
Molecule: messenger RNA, 915 nt
Organism: Ostertagia ostertagi
Lineage: Eukaryota; Metazoa; Nematoda; Chromadorea; Rhabditida; Trichostrongylidae
Source: the annotation of a GenBank genome assembly